AUGGCGUUUGCGCCGUUUCACCUUGAGGCGGUCAUUCCUAAGUCGAUAUUGAAGCUGGCUCUUCGACUCACACUUUGUGGCCAUACCAGCUGUUUGCUCUGCCUCAGAUCCGUCCAAACAGCCUCUUCUACAACGCCAGGUGCCAAGUGGAUGCCAAAAAUUGUCAGAGGCCAGCCGUCAAUCUGGCACAUCAACACUGAUGAUUCUUUGUGUCUGACAUCCAAGGGCUGGGCUCUGUUUCAGGUAUAUUCCUGCGAUAUGGCAAUGCACAAAUUCACGCGGAUUGGGACUGUUGCUGGAGCGGUCCCAUGA
Messenger RNA from Cryptococcus amylolentus CBS 6039, 312 nucleotides. RefSeq lists its product as hypothetical. The coding region runs from base 1 to 312 and encodes 103 amino acids. The record is from RefSeq and is a predicted model, not a curated record. The transcript has a single exon. NCBI's taxonomy places the organism in Eukaryota, Fungi, Basidiomycota, Tremellomycetes, Tremellales, Cryptococcaceae.